Messenger RNA from Centruroides sculpturatus (bark scorpion), 1638 nucleotides. Its product is annotated as putative fatty acyl-CoA reductase CG5065. Bases 1 to 1464 code for a protein of 487 amino acids. The transcript is spliced from 12 exons. Gene Ontology annotation, cellular component: peroxisome. The record is from RefSeq and is a predicted model, not a curated record. Gene Ontology annotation, molecular function: alcohol-forming very long-chain fatty acyl-CoA reductase (NADP+) activity. Gene Ontology annotation, biological process: long-chain fatty-acyl-CoA metabolic process. Lineage: Eukaryota; Metazoa; Arthropoda; Arachnida; Scorpiones; Buthidae.
AUGUCCAUAUCGAAAUUUUACGACAGUCGUGAGGUAUUUGUAACGGGAGUAACGGGAUCUUUGGGAAAGGUGCUUUUAGAGAAAUUGCUAAGGUCCUGCAAUAAUGAAAAGAUUUACGUUUUAAUCAGAAGCAAAAAAGGAAUGACAGCGGAAGAGAGGAAGAUGGAAUUGUUUCGUUCUAAAAUUUUCGAAAAUGUUUUACUGAAAAAUCCGGAAAUUACGGAUAAAGUUGAAUGCAUCGAAGGGGACCUCACAAGAGAGAACUUAGAAAUUUCCUCGUGUCAUAUGAAUUUGAUAACGAAGAAUGUUUCGGUGGUGUUUCACUUGGCCGCUUCGGUUAAAUUCGAUGAACCUUUUCGAGAUUCGUUCGUCAAUAACGUAGAAACGACAAAAAAUGUGGUAGAAGUUUGUCGUCAAAUGAAAAAUUUAGUGGCAUUCGUACACGCAUCUACCGCUUAUUCUUUCUGCGACAGAAAGGAAGUGGAUGAAAAAAUCUAUACAAUGGCCAGAAGUUACGAGGAAUUUAAGAACAUUGCAAAUGUAGAGAAUUACUCUUCGGUAGAGAUAACAAAAGAAAAUCUUUUGGAAAAUCGACCCAAUACUUAUACUUUAACAAAGGCCAUAACAGAAAAUUAUUUAAAUAAUUUCUGUAGAGAUUUGCCUGUAGUAAUUGUAAGACCUUCUAUUGUGAUUAGUACUUGGAAGGAACCUUUUUCCGGAUGGAACGAUGGCAAUAGUGGAACAGAUUAUGCAGCAGCAAUUGGAUUGAAAGGAAUACUUCGAAGCAUGUUGUGUGACGAAGCGAAAAUUUGUGAUUUCGUUCCAUCGGAUACAGUGGUUAAUUUGAUGUUGGCUGCUGCUUGGAGAAAGUCAAUAAUGCCUCAUCGAAGAGAAGAAAUUGCAGUUUACAAUUGCACUUCAGGAUCCAUAAAUCCUUUCACUUUGCAACAGUUUUUCAAAUGUUUAAAUAUUCAUUAUUGGAAACAUCCCUCGGAGAACACAUUUUUAUAUCCAACAAAUAUACCCAAGAAGAAUUAUUAUUGGAAUCGUGUAUGCAUUAUGACGCAACAUGAACUUCCUGCAAUGCUAGCCGAUGUAUUACUAGUUGCUAUUGGGAGGAAACCAAAGAUGAUGAAAGUCUACGAUAAAGUUCAUAAUAAAAUAAGCACGAUGGAAUACUUUUCUACUAGAGAUUGGAAGUUUAGCACUAGAAACGUUCAGGAAUUGCUGGAAAGGAUGUCGACGAAAGAUGAACAGUGUUUCGAUUUUGACAUCUCAAAACUUAAUUGGGACCGUUACAUGGAAGAUUACUUUCUGGGCAUCAGAAGAUUUGUUUUGAAGGAAGAUGACUCGACCAUCGCUCGAAGCAGAAAACUAAUAUUAAUGAAAUAUUAUAUUAUUUUACUCGCAAAAUGUGUAUUGCUUUUCGGAUUUCUUUACAUCCUGAGUUUCUAUUCAUUCUAAUUUUUCCUAGAUAAAGUUUAUUGGUUUUUUAAAGUUAAAAGCUAUUAUAUCCUAGUAUUCUUGUAACAAUUAUUACUCUGUCACGAUAUAAACCAUAGAAUAUACUAAGAAAAUGUGAUUAUCGAUGUACCAGGAAAAAAGUGAUGUCUAAAUUUUUGUGUCUAAUUAAAACCU